Molecule: messenger RNA, 1726 nt
Organism: Aphanomyces astaci
Lineage: Eukaryota; Oomycota; Saprolegniomycetes; Saprolegniales; Verrucalvaceae
Exons: 4
Coding region: 52-681 (209 amino acids)
Source: RefSeq, a predicted model, not a curated record
UGAAAUUUGGUUGAAUAAGGACUUGAGGUUGAAUAGAAUUUGGGUGGCGCGAUGGCUUUUCGAGGACGAGGACGCGGCCGUGGCGGCGGCGGCGGUGGCUUUGGCUCCCGCGGGAUCAGCGUGGCAGACAUCGUUGGCAGCACCAUGGACGAAUUGGGCAUGUCACAUACCCAAUUGGUCAAUCUAUCGGGAGAAGGCAACGCGCUCUUUCCACCUGUGAAGCUGCCGGCGCCUGUGAAGCUCUCCGACUCAGACAUGUACCUGGUGCACAAGAUGCGUGUGGUCUCCGAUCGCAUGAACCACCUUUAUCCUGUCGCGAAAACCGCCGACUCGGACUUGGAGGUCGUACAUGUCACCGUCCCAGAGGUGUCGUUGGACGACCCGCAUAUGUGCUACGUGCCGAAAGAGAUCAACGAGAACAUCCGACAUGACGGCGGUAGAAGUGUCGGCGGUGGCGCCGUCACCCCCAUCCUUCGACCGCGCGCGUUCGAACACACGCUCAAGUCGUUGGAGCAGCGCGAACAAAAGUCGAAAGGCGGCGUCGACGAUGCUGUCGUUGCCGCCGCCGACGACCUCGACAUGGACGACGACGACAUGGAAGACGACGAAGAUGUGGAUUAUGGCGUCGACCAUUAUGCGAGUGAAAACGACGAAGACAAUUAUGACGAAGAAGCUUUUUAAAACACUGAAAGUUUGUAUGCACACAUGGGAUUUUUUUGGAAAACGAAAUCACCCCCCUUUUUCCCGAGUUCAGACCCGACUGCAACGCCAUCCCCAUAUUUACUUAGACCACGCGCUCGCCAGGGAGGAGCGCUUGGCUGCCGCCGCCCUUGUUCGGAUCGUCGUCCUCGUCCUCUUCUUCUUCCUUGGGGUCCUUGUCCAAUGGCCCGCCGCCGUUGAUGUGGUCGUAUAAGACUGCUGGCGCCAGGUUCAUGAGCUUGGGGCGGGAAAUGACAUCCCCAGGACGCGGCCGAGUUCGCGGACGUCCACGGGGCUUGCCAGAUGUACUUCGCACCUUUUUCUUCAGGUCAUCAACCAAGACUAGAACGCACCUUGGUCAUGGAAUAAGAGUACGUGGACGAAGACGCAAUACCUUCCCUGGACACGUUGGCUGUGCUUGAGUGGUCUUCCACAGAUCCUGCCUUCAUGACGGAAGCGGUGGCGCUGCCGUCGUGGUCUUUCCCGUUCUUGACUUGUGGAGCAACCAUGAUCGGGUUCAUAGGGAACUUGAAUCCCAUUGGCAUCAACGGCAUACCGAAUGGCCACAUGGGCAUGGAUAGGGGUUGAUCGGCGGAGUUGAUCGAAGGCGUCGACUGCUGGGCCAGCGACUUCUUGGACGGCCGACCGCGCUUCUUUUUCUUCGGGAUUUCGUCGACCAGUCCAACCCCAGACCCUUGGGGGAAAGGCAGCAUCAUGGGCAUCAUCAUCGUCAUGGGAAACAUCAUUGCCGUCAUAGGUAUGACCGGUGCAGUCGCCGCAGUAUCUUUCUUUGGGAGCUCCUUCUUGUCCGCAGCGACAGCGUCAUCAGCCUUGUCGGUUGGCUUCUUGUCAUUGUCCUCCUCGAGAUGAUGGGUUGCGGAAGCGAUUUCUGAUUGCUCAUCAUCCUCUCCAUGGCUUUCCUCAUCUCCACUUGCGGUAGUUCCAUCGUCUUCUAGCUUGGGAAGCUUGCGCUUCUUGCGCGGCACCAGGUCGUCGUGCUGCUGCUGCUUCAUCGUGUUUGGAAAUU